Myripristis murdjan (pinecone soldierfish) is the source of this 12451-nucleotide messenger RNA. It is a transcript of the gene dicer1, whose product is annotated as dicer 1, ribonuclease type III. Gene Ontology annotation, biological process: pre-miRNA processing; apoptotic DNA fragmentation; siRNA processing. Bases 381 to 6107 code for a protein of 1908 amino acids. Gene Ontology annotation, molecular function: deoxyribonuclease I activity; ribonuclease III activity; ATP binding. The transcript has 30 exons. The record is from RefSeq and is a predicted model, not a curated record. Gene Ontology annotation, cellular component: cytoplasm; nucleus; RISC-loading complex. Lineage: Eukaryota; Metazoa; Chordata; Actinopteri; Holocentriformes; Holocentridae.
CAGGUGAAAGGAAGUGAUCCCACUUUGGACGACAAGAGAGCUAAUCGGGACAGCAAGGGUGAAUGGCUGAGAGAAAAACAAACAAAAGACCCCAACUUUUUAAAGUCAAGACUGCCAAUUAAGGAACGUAGCCCAGAGCUGGAAUACCCCCAGUCUUUUCCACUUCCCAUUUGUGUAGAGGUCAGUCCCCACUCAGAGAUGUGGGGGAGCAUCAGGAGUUGAUUGACUGACAUCUAUCAUGAAGCCAAGAUUAAGCACUAUCUGCUUACCCAGCAAGUCCCAGACAUUACCUUGAACUUUGAAAAGAGGAAAAGGAUGAAAUGAGAUAAAGUGGACGACUGGAGGAGCCCAGCCCCCAACCUCCGCCCCCUCUUUGAAGCAUGGCAGGCCUCCAGCUUGUCACCCCUGCCUCUUCACCCAUGGGGCCUUUCUUUGGUCUGCCAUGGCAGCAGGAGGCAAUUCACGAUAACAUCUACACACCUAGGAAAUAUCAGGUAGAACUUCUUGAAGCAGCUCUUGAACACAAUACUAUCGUCUGCUUGAAUACCGGCUCAGGGAAGACCUUUAUUGCAGUACUCCUAACAAAAGAGCUCUCCCAUCAAAUCCGUGGAGACUUCCGAGAAAAUGCGAAGAGGACUGUUUUUCUGGUCAAUACAGCUUCGUCUGUGGUUCAGCAAGCAGCUGCAGUCAGGACUCACUCUGACCUCCAGGUGGGCGAAUACACCAGCUUGGAGGACACCUCAGCAUGGACUGACAAAGAGUGGAGCCAAGAGAUGAUUGAGAAUCAGGUGCUGGUCAUGACUUGUCACAUAUUCCUGCAUGUUCUGAGGAAUGGAGUCUUGCCAUUGUCUAAAAUCAACCUGGUGGUAUUUGAUGAGUGUCACUUGGCAAUCACAGACCAUCCGUACCGGGAGAUAAUGAAGCUGUUUGAAGGCUGUCCGUCUGGACCUCGGAUUCUGGGUCUCACCGCUUCCAUUCUAAAUGGAAAGUGUGACCCGUCAGAACUGGAGCAGAAGAUCCAGAACCUGGAGCAAAUCCUGAGGAGCAAUGCUGAAACUGCCACUGACCUUGUGGUCCUGGACAGAUAUGCCUCUCAGCCCAGGGAAGUGGUGCUAGACUGUGGCCCCUACCUGGACAAAAGUGGACUUUCCUCCCGUCUGCAGACCGAGCUGGAUGAAGCUCUCCACUUCCUGAAUGACUGCAACAUAUCUGUGGCCAGAGAAGACCGUGAUCCCACCUUCAUAUCCAAACAGGUCCUGAAUGACUGCCGAGCAGUGCUGCUUGUACUUGGGCCCUGGUGUGCUGACAAGGUUGCAGGCAUCAUGGUUCGUGAGCUCCAGAAGUACAUCAAACAUGAGCAGGAGGAACUCAACCGCAAGUUCCUGCUCUUCACUGACACGAUCCUGCGAAAAGUGCAUGCCCUUUGCGAGGAGCAUUUCUCUCCUGCUUCGCUGGACCUCAAAUUUGUCACACCUAAAGUCCUCCGCCUGCUGGAAAUCCUGCACGAGUACAAACCAUUUGAGCGACAGCAGUUUGAAAGUGUGGAGUGGUACAACAACCGCAACCAGGACAACUACGUGUCCUGGAGUGACUCUGAAGAUGAAGAUGAGGAUGAGGAGGUGGAGGCCAAAGAGAAGCCUGAAGCCAACUUUCCCUCACCGUUUACUAACAUUCUGUGCGGGAUUAUCUUUGUGGAGAGGCGUUACACGGCUGUUGUACUUAAUCGUCUAAUUAAAGAGGCAGGGAAGCAGGACCCAGAGCUGGCUUACAUCAGCAGCAACUUUAUCACAGGCCACAGCAUUGGCAAGAACCAGCCGCGAAACAAGCAGAUGGAGGUGGAAUUCAGGAAACAAGAAGAGGUUCUCCGCAAAUUCCGGGCCCAUGAAACCAACCUGCUCAUUGCCACCAGCAUUGUGGAAGAAGGUGUGGAUAUUCCAAAGUGUAACCUGGUGGUGCGCUUUGACCUGCCAACAGAGUACAGAUCCUAUGUCCAAUCUAAAGGCAGGGCCCGGGCACCAGUCUCCAACUACAUCAUGUUGGCUGACAGUGAUAGGACCAAAGCCUUUGAGGACGAUCUCACAACUUAUAAGGCUAUUGAGAAGAUCUUAAGGAAUAAAUGUUCAAAAUCUGCGGAAGUUAGCGAGUUUGAAGUUGAACAGGUGGUAGAUGAUGACAACAUCCUGCCACCCUAUGUGCUUCGCUCUGAGGAUGGAGGUCCCCGGGUCACCAUCAACACAGCCAUUGGGCACAUUAACAGGUACUGUGCUCGGCUGCCCAGUGACCCAUUCACCCACUUGGCACCCAAGUGUAAGACUGUGGAGACACAAGAUGGACGAUACCAGUCCACACUCUACUUGCCUAUCAACUCGCCACUUCGAGUUCCUGUUAAGGGUCCUGCAAUGAGCUGUGCCAGACUCGCAGAGAAAGCAGUUGCACUAGUAUGUUGUGAGAAACUUCACAAAAUAGGUGAGCUGGAUGACCAUCUGAUGCCAGUAGGGAAGGAAACAGUAAAGUAUGAGGAGGAACUGGACCUACACGAUGAAGAGGAGACCAGUGUCCCCGGCCGGCCUGGCUCCACCAAAAGGAGGCAGUGCUAUCCUAAAGCCAUACCAGAGUGUCUGCGGGACAGUUACGCUGUACCAGAGCAGUCCUACUACCUUUACGUGAUUGGGAUGGUCCUUACCACCCCUCUCCCUGAUGAGCUCAACUUCCGCAGAAGGAAGCUCUACCCACCAGAGGAUACCACCAGGUGCUUCGGCAUCCUGACCGCCAAACCAAUACCUCGAAUCCCCCACUUCCCGGUGUACACUCGCUCGGGUGAGGUGACCAUCUCAAUCGAGCUGCAGAAGUCGGGCUUCACGCUCACUACUGCCCAGCUAGACCUCAUCACUCGCCUGCACCAGUACAUCUUCUCCCACAUCCUCCGCCUGGAGAAACCUGCACUGGAGUUCAAGCCCAUGCUGGCCGACUCAGCUUACUGCGUUCUACCUCUGAAUGUUGUUGGGGAUUCCAACACACUAGAUUUGGACUUUAAGUUCAUGGAGGACAUUGAGAAGUCUGAGGCCCGCACUGGCAUUCCUACCACUCAGUACACCAAGCAGAACCCCUUCACCUUCAAGCUGGAGGACUACCAGGACGCUGUCAUCAUUCCAAGGUAUCGCAACUUUGACCAGCCUCAUCGCUUCUAUGUGGCCGACGUGUACACAGACCUCACGCCGCUCAGCAAGUUCCCCUCGCCAGAAUAUGAGACAUUUGCCGAGUAUUACAAAACCAAGUACAACCUGGACUUGUCCAACCUGAACCAGCCACUCCUGGAUGUAGACCACACCUCAUCCAGACUGAACCUGUUAACACCUCGGCACCUGAACCAGAAGGGCAAAGCCCUGCCACUCAGCAGUGCAGAGAAGAGGAAGGCCAAGUGGGAGAGUCUGCAGAACAAACAGAUUCUGGUUCCAGAGCUGUGUGCCAUCCACCCCAUCCCUGCAUCACUGUGGAGGAAAGCAGUAUGUCUACCCAGCAUCCUCUACCGCCUCCACUGCCUCUUGACUGCCGAGGAGCUGAGAGCCCAGACAGCCAGCGAUGCUGGAGUGGGAGCCCAGACCCUCCCCCCUGACUUCAGGUAUCCAAACCUGGAUUUUGGGUGGAAGCGGUCCAUAGAUAGCAAGACUUUCAUCUCCUGUCCUGAGUCAUGCGCCGAGCAUGCUGAGGGUCACUGUAAACACCAAGCGGCUGUAUUCCCUGAUCCCGAUGCCCCGAUUCCACCCUGCAGUCACCACUCCUCCCUCUCUGAACAGGGGCCCCUCACGGCCCCUCAGCCCGGAGAUGCCGCCUGCACCAGGAAUCUAACUAAUGGGACUGCCCUAGUCACCAACUGCGAUGACAACGGCCACCAAGAAGAGCACCUUCAUCAACAUGACAAUUGCCAACGCUCCCAGCCCGGCUCGCCGCGGCAGGAGAGCCCUGAAUCAAUACAAACCACUACCUCACUUCCUGUGCAGCCCUCUCCCAGCUUCAAAAAGCCCAGCUCAAGCCCUCCCCAGCCUAGUGAUGAAUGUACACCCGGGAGGACCUCAGACCACGUGAAUAAAGCUACCUCAGUCUGCAGCCUGGCAGCCAUGGGUCCCGACCCUCCCACAGCACCUUCCCCACCUGACCCAGCGGGUGUUCCACAGCCCAGCACUGAGGCAGGGGAUUCCCCCAAGAGCCUGGGGCCCAACCCAGGCCUCAUCCUGCAGGCCUUGACCCUAUCCAAUGCCAGUGACGGCUUCAAUCUGGAGCGGCUGGAAAUGCUUGGUGACUCCUUCCUUAAGCAUGCCAUCACAACCUAUCUGUUCUGUACCUACCCCGACGCCCACGAGGGCCGCCUCUCUUACAUGCGCAGCAAGAAGGUGAGCAAUUGUAACCUUUACCGUCUGGGGAAGAAGAAGGGGCUCCCCAGCAGGAUGGUGGUGUCCAUCUUCGACCCUCCAGUCAAUUGGCUGCCUCCCGGCUACGUGGUCAACCAGGACAAGAGCAGUACAGACAAGUGGGAUUCAGAUGAGGCCAAAGAAGAGCUCCUGGCCAAUGGGCGAUCAGGGGAUGACUAUGAGGAGGAUGAGGAGGAUGGCGAGGACGGGGAUGAAGAUGCAGAGCUGAUGUUGAAGGACGAGCCAAAGGAUGAGGUCAACAUGGAGGAUGACCUAGAGUACUACCAGGAGCACAUCAGGUUCAUUGACAACAUGCUGAUUGGCUCCGGUGCCUUCGGAAAGAAGAUCUCCAUCAGUGGCUUCCCACCCUCUCCUACUCCUGCCUCUGGCUCCUCUCCUGCCCCCGACUCGCCUUACGAAUGGAAGGCUCCCAAGAAGCCCCCUCACCAUGCUACACCCCACUACCCCUCAGAAGUGGCACCUGGCGGGCCCUCUGCUGAGGAAUUCGACUACAGCUCAUGGGAUGCCAUGUGCUACCUGGACCCCAGCAAGGCCGGCGAGGAGGAUGACUUUGUGGUGGGUUUCUGGAACCCGUCGGAGGAGAACUGUGGUGCAGAGUUGGGCAAGCAGUCCAUCUCCUACGACCUGCACACAGAGCAGUGUAUCGCUGACAAGAGCAUUGCAGACUGCGUGGAGGCUCUUCUGGGUUGCUAUUUGACCAGCUGUGGAGAGAGAGCUGCCCAGAUGUUCCUCUGCUCCCUGGGCCUUAAGGUGUUACCAGUGGAGAGAAGGGCCGUGACGGACACAUCAGUGGUACGUCCACAGGCCAUGACUCAAGACCUUCACUAUGGCUGGCUGAAGAUCCCGCCCCGCUGCAUGCUGGACCAUCCAGAUGCAGAGCGAACUCUCAACCACCUUAUCUCCGGCUUCGAGAACUUUGAGAAGAAGAUCAACUACACUUUCCAGAACAAGGCUUACCUCCUGCAGGCCUUCACCCACGCUUCCUACCAUUACAAUACCAUUACAGAUUGUUACCAGCGGCUGGAGUUCCUUGGUGAUGCAAUUCUAGACUACCUCAUUACGAAGCACCUUUAUGAAGACCCGCGGCAGCACUCCCCCGGCGUGCUGACUGACCUGCGAUCAGCACUCGUCAACAACACCAUCUUCGCCUCUCUAGCGGUCAAGUACGACUACCACAAGUACUUCAAGGCCAUCUCGCCCGAACUUUUCCAUGUCAUCGAUGACUUUGUGCAGUUUCAGCUGGAGAAGAAUGAGAUGCAAGGCAUGGACUCCGAGCUGCGGCGCUCCGAAGAAGAUGAAGAGAAGGAGGAAGACAUCGAAGUCCCCAAGGCAAUGGGGGAUAUCUUCGAGUCGCUAGCUGGAGCAAUUUACAUGGACAGCAGGAUGUCAUUGGAAACAGUGUGGCAAGUGUAUUAUCCAAUGAUGAGGCCACUUAUAGAGAAAUUCUCGGCAAAUGUACCCCGCUCUCCCGUGAGGGAACUGCUAGAGAUGGAACCGGAAACUGCCAAGUUCAGCCCUGCAGAGAGAACGUAUGAUGGCAAGGUUCGGGUGACUGUGGAGGUCGUCGGUAAGGGCAAGUUCAAAGGAGUUGGCCGCAGCUACCGGAUCGCCAAGUCGGCAGCAGCGCGACGGGCCCUGCGCAGCCUCAAAGCCAAUCAACCUCAGGUCCAAAACAACUGAGCUUCUCCUGCUAGCUCCCAACGUUAGCACCUAAGCUAUUGACGCUAAGAGAAAAAGCGACACUUCCUAACACAGCGCGAUGCUAGCCCUGCAUCUUCAGCCCUCAGUGGCACAACCAAGGCAGCCAGGGAACACUGUGUGGAGACGCAACACAAGAAGCAGACUGAUCUCAUAACAGAUUUCACAUUGGAUGUUUUUUUUUCCUUUUUUUUUUUCUUUGUUUUAAUUUUUUUUUUUGCGCAAACACAAUCUUUACUUUCCCUCUCUGCUUUGUGUAAUCACACGAGUGCUUUAUUAACGUUUAGCAAAGUGUUAAAAGAAAAAAAAGGUCAGAUUGCAAUGUCUAUUCCUCACUGUUUUUUUUUUUUUUGUUUUUUUUUGGUUUGUUUAUUUUGUUUAAACUUAUACGUCUGAGAUGAGGCUUAUGCUUAUUGUGUAGUAUUAGAUUGUACAUAGUUCAAUCAAAGUUGUAAAUCAAAGUAUGUAGGAAAAAAAAAAAAAAACGCUAAACUCCUCAGCCUGUGCACUAGUGCCAGUUUUAAAGCGGUUUUUAAAACGCUAAUGGCGGACAUGGCUAACAGAGACCACUGGAGCAAACCUGGUGGCACUUCUGUCUGAAAUCUGUCUUGAAAUGGUAUUCUUAAUCAUUAUUGCACUUAUUCCAUUAGGGUCUGUUAUUUUGAAAAUUGUGUGGUCAGGUUGACACCAAAAUCAUAUACGUAGCAAAAUAUAAAUAUAUAUAAAAAAAUAUAAAAUACAUUUAUGAUAUUCUUUGCCUUAGAUGCUAAGGCCCACCCUCAUAUCCUGCAAAAUGGAUAGGAAUUUCAACAUUCCCAGUUACUGUAAUUUAAAGUAGUUUUUAACCGCACUUGAGGUUGCAUGUUCGUGUAGCUUAUGUAUUAACCAUGACAACUGGAUGGCUUAUAUAAUGUUAUAAAUCUAUCAAUAUAUCUACCGUGUGAGAGGGAGAGAUUAGAUGUUUAUGGCAUUAGUGAACAUCUUGGUUUCUGUUUAAUGUGUUUUGAUACCAAGAAUGAAUGAAUUUGACAAGUCAUUCUUGAGCACUAAAUGUCUUUCCAUCGAAUGAAUUGCCGAGUUUUGAUAUAACAGCAGAUCUUAGAGAAAGACAUAUCACUCGUACAAUAUGCUGCAGACUUUUCUACGAAUUGGAUACUCGUGUGAAGACACAGAAUCUUUUAAAGUACAGUCUUUAGGAAAAAAAAAAAACAAGUUGAGUUAAUUUUCCACACACUAGUGGUCCUCACAUCCCUUAACUUACCAAAGCUAUAGCAGAUGUGACACUAUGAGGUUGAAGUCAAUUCCUAGGGAUAAGGAUACCAGCCUUUUUUGUUUUGUCAUCUUUUCAGUUCUGGCAAUUUUUUUUGCUUCUUGCCUAAAUGUCAUUUUUUUUCUUAUCAAUAAGCCCUUUUCACUUGAAUACCUCAGUUAAUUGCAUGCAUUAUUUUCUUUUUUCUUUGUUUUUUUUUUUGUUUGUUUUUUUUUUUUUUUUUUUGGUGCUAUGUUUUUGUAUUAAGCUUGAAUUUCUCAUCUUUUUGCACUGUAACUAUAAUACCUCUUCAUUUGACCUUUUUAUUUUGAGAUCUGUUUGGUUUGGUUGUCCUGUUCUAUCAGCUGUCACAGCUGUAGAGGAGAGCUGCGUUGUUGUUUUUUUCCCUCCCAUACUUUUUCGGUUGAUGCUUGAUGAUUUCAGGGGGGACAGGAAGUGUAUUCUCUGCACAUAAGCCUAACUAAUUUUUCCUUGUCGAUUAGUAAUCAGUCUCAUUCAUUUUAUCAAUUAAGAAGCUACUUUUAAAUGCUGGGAAAAGGCAAGCAUAAGUGAACGAUCAGAUGGGUAGAAAUGCUUGUAGAGGUAAUCAGAUUGCACUCUUAAUCAUAAGCUUUUUCUUGAGUUCCACUCAGUUAUGCUAAAUAAGUAGGACUUUCUCCCUAAACCCAGGCAGAGGGAAUGAUACUUGACUUAUUUCUUCAUGAAUAACAGUGUUGGAAGUGACCUUAGCCUGUGUGUUUCCUAAAGCUGUGUUAGUAUGGCUAGCUGAAACCCAAUUGAAAGUCAAAUAUCCCACCCAUAGUGCUACUACCUCAAAAACACUGCACUCUGCUCUCUGCCAGGCGCUUGUCUUUAUACGUCAGUAAAGAAAAAAACGGGACAUUUAUUCGACAACACUGCAAUUCAACAAAUACCUAUGGCAGUGCUACGUACUGUAGUAUUUUUACUGUGAUAUCUGCACCUUGAAAAAUUAGGUCUUGUCUAUGUCAUACUCAAAUAGAUGAUUUUUUUUUUUUUUUUUUUUUUUUUUUCGCACUGAGUCCACAGUACGUUCCCUCAGAGUAAUUUGUAUCUGUCAAAAACAAAAGUUAAACCCAGUGCCUUGCUGUGGAGCCAAAUUAGUGCCAGAAACGAUUGCAUUUGAACUUGUCACAGUCAUGCUGAACUGUUGAGUUUGAAAAAGGGAUUUAAGGAAUGAGUUUAUUGGAAAGUGAAUUUAUUAAGGCAAAAAAUUCGAAUUGAAUCCAAUGGUUAGAAAUGGAAUGUGAUUAUUACUGAAUGUAACAUCAACUAUGAAACUGUAAUUAGACAUUCAGGUUUCUCAACUCAGACUGAGCUCUGUGUGACACACACCCAGAGAGUCAGGAAAAGCAAAUGAGUGAAGGUUCAGUUUUUCAACGCCAGACAGCCGACUGAACAUGUAGCUUGUGAAAGUGCAGAACUUCAGCUAGCUGCUUCAAACUAAUCGUGGAUGCAGCCUGGAACACACCGGAAAAUAGUGACACAAGGGUGGAAGCCAUAUCACAGACUGUACACUCGGGAUUUGUAGAAGCUGGCAGUCAUUUUAUAUCUCCCCAAUGUUGCUGGAUUGAAUUUUUAUUUGAAUAAUAAUCUUUAUUUAUAGACCAUUUUUCAAUACCAACGAUACAAAGUGCUUCACAAAAGCAGCAAAAAAUAAAAUUUAAUAAACCUCAGAGCUUAAACAUGAGCACUUGAUGUGCUUUCAGAAAAAAAAAAAACUACUAGAAAAUUAGGAAACAAAAAUUAUGAGAAAAUAAGCAAAAUAACUGUAAAAUUAGGGGAAAAAUGUAAUAAAAUUACAAAAUUUUGCUAAAAUGGUAGAAAAAAAGCCAUCCACAGGCUGCUGGGUUUGAGCUAAUCUGAACUCACAUUAUUUAGUUUGACAUGGCAGUUAAAUGCAACAGUAAUUACAUUCAGAUUUACAUUCGGCCUUAGAAUUUUUUUAAUUCAUCAAUUCAGUAUAUUCAUUUUUUUUAUAACCUAAUUUGAUGUGACAUAACAAAUUCUGCAGUUCAAAUACAGUCCUUUCUGGCACUGAUUUCUUUCCAAACCUCUCAAUUUGAACGAUCUUUGACACACACUGAGCUUCGUGGCCAGCAGACAGACGGACUUGCUGCAGAUCGGUGUGGAUGCAGUAACUGACUGACGUCGGGUGCCGUGCAUUGCAUUUGGCUUGCGUCGGGUUCCGCAAAUAGCCGCGUGAAGUGUGAAUCCGUUGUAAAAUGCUCGAGUGAAAAAGGAAUGUGAACUAUAGCAGUAGAAAUUGACUUAAAUCAGAGAACUGGUCGGGUGAAAGCAGUUCUGCCUUGAGUCUGUUCUUGUCAAACGGAGUGCAAUCUGUCAUUAUUUCUCAAGCACGCGUGUCACCCUGCAGUGUACGUAGAGGAAACCUGAGAUCUGGCCUGUGCCUCUGCUUUCCCCCGUUAAAAAGACAAACGGAUCAGUGUCAGACUUUCGCAUUGGAGUGUAACUGGACUUCCAAGCCCUUGCCAGUCACACCGCUUCCAACACUUAAGUCUGCAGUGUACAAACAGCCAUUUUUACAUUUACGAAACGUGUUAUUCUUUUUCUCUCUCUCUGCUGAACUCGUUCAGCCAGACACACUAAUUUUCCACAAGACUCGACUCGCUGACGUCAAAUCCGGGAGGGAGGGCGAGGGAUUACUUUAAAAAAAAAAAAAAAAAAAGAAUGUGAAAUCACACAUUAGGUGCCACGCCCACUCUUUAUUUUUAUCUGAUUGAUGAAAAUAAAGACAUUCUCACAAAUAAUCAUUAAAGUCAGAAGUGGCAUCAGUUUCCUACAACCUAUUUUUCUCUCUCUCUCUCUUUUUUUUUUCCCCCCGCGUUGGGGGGGUCUGUUUUUGGGAGUGUCGAAGUUAAGGUUGCCCUGCGUUACUUGUGGCGGACUGUGUUCUUUUACUGGCAUAUUUGUUAUUUUGUUAAUUUUUUUCUUUCGAUUCUUUUUUUUUUUUUUCCUUUUGUACAUGUAGCACAAUUGAGCAUUGCACUUGGGCGCCAUACUUUACCUCAUGUCAGAGUGUGAAAGGGAGUGAAAGAUGGAGAAAAAAAAGUGUAUAUAUGAUGCCGUUAUGUUAAAGAGGACUAACUUGUGGUUCAGGCUUUGCUGCUGUUUCACUUGCUGGUAUUAUACAAUACUAUUUAAAGAAAAUAAGGGGCUACGGGAGGGGGUGACAAAUGUGCCUGCAGGUUAUCAUCUGAUGAAUACACUGUAGUAAAGAGAUCUCCGCAAUCUGGGGCUAAAAUGUAUGGGCGUCGCGUACAUUCAUGUCCUGCCUUAAAAAACGAUUCUUUGAAAUAUUUUGAAUUGUAACCCUCAAACAACCAUGUCCAAGCAUGACUUGAAUCACACUAAGUGAACUGUCCCUCGCGAUCAAGUUCUGUUUUGACUACUUUCAUAUGGAAUAUACUGCAUGUCAUCCGAGCGACGCUCCCGGUCGAUUUUCUAUUUCUCCUGUGGUGUUAGUUUGGUCUAGCAAGACAAACUUCCCCCAGCCCUUUAUCAGUUACUUAAAGGAAAAAUCCACCACUCGGAUGUUCUUCCACUGCUAAAUAUCAUCAGAUCUGUGUUAAAUUGUGAUUUAGUGUUGUAAUUAACUGUCUCAGUGUACUCUCAUUCCCUCAUCCUGCCUCGUUUAUCCAACAACCCCCAGAGAAGAGCUUGUUGCUUUCCAUCCACAGCAGGUGUAAGGGCAUUAGGGAUUGAGCGAUGUUCAUUUCUCAGCAAUCCAGGAGACUGAUAACUAGGGCGGAUAUUCAUUUGUAGUAAAUUUGAAAAUUGCAUUGUACAGCUUUACAGUGUCAAACACAAACCUUGCUUUGAGUUAGAAAAUAUUUAUUUUUUAAGUAAAAUAAAUUAAUAAAUGCACCAAAAAAAGGCAAAUCCAGUGAACAAGGAAAUGAGAAUAGUAACCAUAUUAGCGCAAAUGUGGCCCCGCCCACUUUUGUUCCACCCUCUUUCACAUAGAGAGGCGGCACCUGAGUGGUUUUCAUAUCGGCCAACAUGUCAGUCAAGAUUACAAUACCAGGUAUUGGAAAAAAAGUGAAUAUUGGCCCCAAUAAUCAGUCAGUCUGUGGGUUAUGUGUCUAUGGUAGAGUCCACUCCCCUUCUUCAAGGUGUAAAGGUGUGUUCAAACCAAACGCAAAGUGUGUUUUUGCAUCACAGCCUCGUAUGAACACAGCCCUGAUUUUUUUCACUCAAGUUGAAAAAUUUCAACACAUGUGAAUGCGGGACUUUCACGUGUUCGCAUCAUUUGCGAUGCGGAAAUUCACGUCAUCUGCGAAUUUGCGUCUAUUUUUGGUCGUUUGGUCUGAACACGCCUCAGGACAUGCGGUUGUAUUGCAUUGUGGUGUUUUGAGGCGACUGUUGGGGAAAUCGGUCUCUUUGCCUCUUCUGUGAUGGAUUUCUUCUUGUGUAAUUGUUGAACGAGGGAUCUUUACGGUUGAUGUUACAGAAAUCCUUGGGGGAAAAGAGACACCACCAAACAACCAGAAUUGCAAGAUGUUUCAAGAGCUGUUUCUAAACAAUGGUAGUGUUUUAGGUUGGAUUUUUCCUUUAAGGUCCAUUGGGAAAAGUGAAAAAUGAAAUGCCUUUGCUAAAUGACAGUGUGGAAACGGGAUGGGGAGUGUGCUCUUUACACAGCAUGGAAUCGGGUGCGCAAAAGCCAGCAUGGAGCAACGAUGGUGACUUCCAGGGAACGGAGUCAUCACCAAACAGCAGAACACCAGCAGAGUGGAACAAAAAAACAACAAAAAAACAAAAAAAACAGAAUGAUCGAUGAACUCUUUAUCAGUAUGGGGAAUUAUGGGCCAUCACAACCUGCAGCAAAAUUUUAAGGGACAUUGGAAUAAAAAUUGAACUCCUCACUCAUACUGUAAUACCGUGCUGCAGUGGUUUGCGGUCUGCACCUUAUGGAUCACAAAUACCUUUAAUUUUUUUCUUUGUUUUGUUUUGUUUUUUCUUUUGUAAUAAUUGUAGCCGAGUAUAUCUACAAUAAAAGUAAUGGUAUGGUCGUUCA